Messenger RNA from Daphnia pulicaria, 3034 nucleotides. RefSeq names its product ERC protein 2-like. Lineage: Eukaryota; Metazoa; Arthropoda; Branchiopoda; Diplostraca; Daphniidae. The coding region runs from base 70 to 2988 and encodes 972 amino acids. The record is from RefSeq and is a predicted model, not a curated record. Gene Ontology annotation, molecular function: protein binding. The transcript is spliced from 35 exons.
AUCAGCAAGACUUUUGGACCAUUGGGAUCUGCAAAUGCAGUUUGAUUAUCAAGGGAAAUAAAUGAAAAUAUGACAAAAACAUCGUUGAUUACCAUUAUUUGGAUUUGGCACUGCGUUGCCUAUGGCCAAUUAUCCAUUCAUAGUCCAUAUUACAUUCCCUAUAUUUCUACUUUCGACACUCAAUCCCAUAACCAUCAAAACUAUGACGGAACCAUAUUAGGAAGAAAUGAUGGCGAAUUAUUAGAAAGAAGUUUUCCUUUUCAAGGAGCUUUAUUUGUAAAAAUGAAAAAACUUGAAGCCAUCACAGCAAAUUUAGCAAAACAACUAAAAGACAUAACUGCAAAAUUGGAAAAAAAUGUUAUAGAUUUGAAAGACGAACUAAACACCAAAGAAACUAAAGAUGAUUCGGCGAAAAAGGCUGACCAAUCAGAAUUAGUUAAAACGAACGCGGAAUUGCUAAGAACUAAAGAUGAUUUGGCGAAAAAGGCCAACCAAUCAGAAUUAAUUAAAACACACACGGAACUGCAAACAACUAAAGAUGAUUUGGCGAAAAAGGCUGACCAAUCAGAAUUAAUUAAAACAAACGCGGAAUUGCUAACAACUAAAGAUGAUUUGGCGAAAAAGGCCAACCAAUCAGAAUUAAUUAAAACAAACACGGAACUGCAAACAACUAAAGAUGAUUUGGUGAAAAAGGCCAACCAAUCAGAAUUAAUUAAAACAAACACGGAACUGCAAACAACUAAAGAUAAUUUGGCGAAAAAAGCUGACCAAUCAGAAUUAGUUAAAACAAACGCGGAAUUGCUAACAACUAAAGAUGAUUUGGCAAAAAAGGCAAACCAAUCAGAAUUAAUUAAAACAAACACGGAACUGCAAGCAACUAAAGAUAAUUUGGCGAAAAAGGCUGACCAUUCAGAAUUAGUUAAAACAAACGCGGAAUUGCUAACAACUAAAGAUGAUUUGGCAAAAAAGGCCAACCAAUCAGAAUUAAUUAAAACAAACACGGAACUGCAAACAACUAAAGAUGAUUUGGCGAAAAAGGCCAACCAAUCAGAAUUAAUUAAAACAAACACGGAACUGCAAACAACUAAAGAUGAUUUGGUGAAAAAGGCUGACCAAUCAGAAUUAAUCAAAACAAACACGGAACUGCAAACAACUAAAGAUGAUUUGGCGAAAAAGGCUGACCAAUCAGAAUUAGUUAAAACAAACGCGGAAUUGCUAACAACCAAAGAUGAUUUGGCGAAAAAGGCCAACCAAUCAGAAUUAAUUAAAACAAACACGGAACUGCAAACAACUAAAGAUAAUUUGGCGAAGAAAGCUGACCAAUCAGAAUUAGUUAAAACAAACGCGGAAUUGCUAACAACUAAAGAUGAUUUGGCAAAAAAGGCAAACCAAUCAGAAUUAAUUAAAACAAACACGGAACUGCAAGCAACUAAAGAUAAUUUGGCAAAAAAGGCUGACCAAUCAGAAUUAGUUAAAACAAACGCGGAAUUGCUAACAACUAAAGAUGAUUUGGCAAAAAAGGCCAACCAAUCAGAAUUAAUUAAAACAAACACGGAACUGCAAACAACUAAAGAUGAUUUGGCAAAAAAGGCCAACCAAUCAGAAUUAAUUAAAACAAACACGGAACUGCAAACAACUAAAGAUGAUUUGGCGAAAAAGGCUGACCAAUCAGAAUUAGUUAAAACAAACGCGGAAUUGCUAACAACCAAAGAUGAUUUGGCGAAAAAGGCCAACCAAUCAGAAUUAAUUAAAACAAACACGGAACUGCAAACAACUAAAGAUAAUUUGGCGAAGAAAGCUGACCAAUCAGAAUUAGUUAAAACAAACGCGGAAUUGCUAACAACCAAAGAUGAUUUGGCGAAAAAGGCCAACCAAUCAGAAUUAAUUAAAACAAACACGGAACUGCAAACAACUAAAGAUAAUUUGGCGAAAAAAGCUGACCAAUCAGAAUUAGUUAAAACAAACGCGGAAUUGCUAACAACUAAAGAUGAUUUGGCGAAAAAGGCCAACCAAUCAGAAUUAAUUAAAACAAACACGGAACUGCAAACAACUAAAGAUGAUUUGGCGAAAAAGGCCAACCAAUCAGAAUUAAUUAAAACAAACACGGAACUGCAAACAACUAAAGAUAAUUUGGCGAAAAAGGCUGACCAAUCAGAAUUAGUUAAAACAAACGCGGAAUUGCUAACAACCAAAGAUGAUUUGGCGAAAAAGGCUGACCAAUCAAAACUAGAUCAAACAAAUACGGAAUUGCUAAAAACUUCCACCAAUUUGGGAACUGCAACAAGAAAUUUGACUUCAACGAUGACGGAAUUGAUCAGCACAAAAUCUGACGUUGCAGAUUUGACAAUAAAAUUAAAUGCUAGGACGAGUGAAAUCGUUGAUAUUAAUCAAUUACCAACAUCAUGUAAAGAUCUUCAGCGAAUGGGACAUAAACUGAGCGGAUUCUUUUCUGUCAAAGGAUCAAAACAGAUGGAAAUGAUUUACUGCAAUUUUAAUCCAAAUAAAAACGACACAGAGAAAUGGAUCGGAUACGCUGACGUCAAAUCAGCGCCCGUCCAUUUCUACGCCAAGCGGAGUACAAAUUUCAUCACAACUGGAACUCCAAUUCGGUUCGAAUUUGCGCAAGUGAACGAAGGAAAUGCCAUGGAUUUGAAUACGGGGAAAUUCACGGCACCGCGACCGGGAAUUUAUUUUUUCUCAUUCACGGGACUGGCGAGUUUUCCAGAUUCAUCAUUUCGUGUUAAUUUGGAAGUUACACUUUAUUUGAACGGGGGUGGAAUAGGGAGGGGUUGGGUUGAAGAGGCAAACACCGUCGCUGGUCAAAGAAGUCCGUUGCUCGUCCAUUCGACGCUGAAAUUGAAAAAAGGCGAUCAAGUUUGGGUGGCAAUUAAUCUCAUGUCAUCAGGGGUUAAUUUGUAUGACAGCACUAGCCACCACACCCAUUUUACGGGUUGGAUGUUAGAGGAGGAAAUUGUGGCCUCACUUUGAGGAUUUUAUUUUGAUAAAAAUAAAUAUCCCUGAGGUAUAUUUAUAU